CUCCCCUCAUCUCUCUCUCUCUCUCUCUCUCUCUCUCCCUUCUGUUCAUCACCGCGUUUCUUCUCCUUAUCAGAAUUUCCAUUUCUGAUGACAGUUCUUUAUGCUAGGUAAUCUUGAUAUAAGGCAAACCCAAUUAUGUUUCGCACACACUAAAACAUCUUUCAUGUUAUUGCACACACUGGCCCUCUUUCUCUUUCCCUUUCUGCCUGCGAGUCUCCUUUUAACUCAAAGAAGGAGGAGGCACUCUUAAGAUCUUUUGAGAGACAAACCCACUAAACCAGUUUUGGCUCCACCUUUCUUCUACAAGAAAGAAAGCAAGAGGGGGAAGAAAGCUAUUAUUGUUAACAGCCUGAGAGUGUGGAGAUCAUAUUUAAGCGAGCAUGGGACGUGGGAAAAUCGAGAUCAAGCGGAUUGAGAACGCCACCAACCGGCAAGUGACGUUCUCCAAGCGGCGGGGCGGGUUGCUGAAGAAGGCGCAUGAGCUCGCCGUCCUCUGCGAUGCCCAGAUCGGACUCAUCAUCUUCUCCAGCAGUGGGAAGAUGUUCGAGUACUGCAGUCCCCACUCCAGCAUGCGCCAGAUUAUUGAUAGAUUCAAGAAAGCAUCAGGCACUCGAAUUCAGGAAUACGAUGAUAAACAGAUUACCUGACCAUUGCCAGCAGAUAUACUGUGAGAUGACAAAAAUGAAGAAUGAGAAUGACAAGCUGCAAGCAACCAUGCGACACUUAACUGGGGAGGAUCUCACCACUCUCACCAUGAACGAUUUGCAUCACCUUGAACAGCAACUUGAAGUUUCUGUAGAUCGAGUUCGCGCAAGGAAGAACCAGUUGAUCAACCAACAGCUUGACAACUUGCGUCGGAAGGAGCGCCUUUUGGAAGAACACAACAAUGAAUUAUCGAGAGCGCUAAUUGAACGCCAAGUGGCAAUGGAGCCCAAGGUGAUCGAUGCCCCAGCGCUGCUCGACCACUUUGGCACCUUCUAUCAAGAUGAGCAAUCCAGAGACCUGCUUCAGCUUUCUCCUCCUUUCUCCUACCGGCUUCAGCCCACUCAGCCCAACCUGCAGGAUCCAAACCUCCAUCACCAUGGCCUGCAGCUCUGACUGUCCUGCUGAUGAUGAAAAGACUGGAACGAUGCUGUGAACGUAUUAACUAGUGAAGAAAGAACUUUAAAGUCGGGGCAGAGAAAUGAAACCAAACAACGAAGACAUCUAUUUAGUUAUGUUUUAAUUUCUUUUUCCAUGCUAACUAGAAGAGCAGACUGUGAGCUGACUACUCUAUUUGGGUUCAUAUAUGGAUGCCAUGAACAUAUUUAUGUGACAGAAGACUAAGUGAUUAUGCCUCAAUAUUUGAUUAGUACAGUUAGC
Molecule: messenger RNA, 1362 nt
Organism: Nymphaea colorata (pocket water lily)
Lineage: Eukaryota; Viridiplantae; Streptophyta; Magnoliopsida; Nymphaeales; Nymphaeaceae
Product: MADS-box protein AeAP3-2-like
Exons: 7
Coding region: 478-1098 (206 amino acids)
Biological process (GO): positive regulation of transcription by RNA polymerase II
Cellular component (GO): nucleus
Molecular function (GO): protein dimerization activity; RNA polymerase II cis-regulatory region sequence-specific DNA binding; DNA-binding transcription factor activity, RNA polymerase II-specific
Source: RefSeq, a predicted model, not a curated record